Molecule: messenger RNA, 3125 nt
Organism: Thlaspi arvense
Lineage: Eukaryota; Viridiplantae; Streptophyta; Magnoliopsida; Brassicales; Brassicaceae
Source: the annotation of a GenBank genome assembly
CAGACUUUGUUAGCACUUGUCCAAAUCUUACGCAUCUCAGCGAUAGGAUACAAAGAUAUAUUUAUUACACAACUCAUGAGGAAAUAAUAAACAGGCUGUAAGAAAAAGAAAAGUAGUCAAAUGGGGAAAAACAAGAAGCGGUUUGUGCUUAUCCAUGGGGUCUGCCAUGGCGCAUGGUCUUGGUACAAGAUUAUACCGGAACUGGAAGCUGCCGGUCACAGCGUGACCGCACUGGAUCUGGCUGCAUCGGGUAUAAGCACGAGCAGAGCGGAAGAGAUUCAGUCUCUAGAAGACUACUCCAAACCGUUGCUUGAGUUUCUAAGCUCGCUUGACGAAAAAGUGAUUCUUGUAGCUCAUAGCAUGGGAGGCAUACCGGCUGCUCUCGCCGCCGACAUCUUCCCCCAUAAGAUCUCCGCUAUUGUCUUCUUGACAGCUUCAAUGCCCGACACAACAAACCCGCCUGCUCACGUUUUCGAAAAGUUGGUCCCGAGCAUGCCACAAGAAGAGUUGUUGGACAAUGUGGUUCGCAGCUAUGGAACACCUGAUCGUCCUGCACAUUCUGUUCUUUUCGGACCAAAGUUCAUGGCCAAGAAUCUUUAUCAACUGUCUCCGGUCCAAGAUCUUGAAUUGGCGAAGUUGUUGGCGAGGGCAAACCCUUCAUUAGGUUCGGACAAUCUUGCAGGGACAGAGAGCUUUAGUGAGGAAGGGUAUGGAUCCGUUAAACGUAUCUAUAUAGUUUGCGGAGAGGAUCAGUUAGUGCGUGAGGAAUAUCAGCGUUUGAUAAUCAGCAACUUUCCGCCAAAAGAAGUAAUGGAGAUCAAAGAUGCAGAUCAUAUGGCAAUGUUCUCCAAGCCUAAAGAAGUAUGCGCUCUUCUCUUGGAGAUUGCGGAUAAAUAUGCAUAAAUCAAUCUGAAAUCGCAGUUUCUUCUUUUGUUGUGGCCGUUUAAUGUUUUCAUCACAUAUAGUGUAAAUGUUACCUUCUUACCGUAUGUUCAAGUUUCAGGCUGUCUUUGAUUGAUAAUAGACUCUUUUAGUAUUUUGAAUUAGUAGUGAAGAAGAAAAACAAUAUCACAAUGCAACUUCUCUAAAAAACAACAAAUGAAGACAGAUUUAUAGACACUAGUGAAAAUUGACUGCAGUUAUACAAGGUUCGGACCGAACACUUGAAACUGACCAAGUACGAAGACAAAUAUGCAAGACCUAAGACAAAAGAAACAUGAGUAGCAGUAUAACAAGGUUCUGACGUCUUAGUAAGAACUUGAAACUGACCCAAUGCUCAAAAAGGGACUCUAACAUUGCUCAACCCACUGAGUUACAAAAAUAAUCAUACCAGUACCAAUACUGAUAUCAAUGUUCAAAGUCAAUUAUAACUAAACCAAUCUCAAAAGUCUAGUUUCAAAACCUAGAUCAUCAAAACUAUAGUCAUUGCUCAGUUGGAACCAUUUCUAAUUAUCACAAUCAUCAAGAAAUAACAACACAUGAGUAGUAAUGAGAAUUGGCCUUAUUGAGAAGAUUAGGCUUAUCAACACGGAUUGCCUUAGACAUAUGCUUGUCUUAAUCGAUUUAAUCAUAGGCCAAUACUAAAUACUGUAAGAGAAAAAACAAAAAACAAAAAACAAAAAGAAUAUCAAAUGUAAACAGACAGAAUUGGACUCAGAAUAUAACAGAAUGGUCGGCAAAUAAGCUUUUUACGGCCUAUAUAUUACGACGAACGAGACCUUAAAUCAAUCUUACCAGUCCAGACGAAAAAGAAAAUCACAUUUACAGAUAAGGAAGUCUCAGGUAAAGCCAGCGUUUUUAACAUCAAAGUAAUAAAACUCAGACGGUAAUUCCAUAUUUUAGCAAUAAUCAUCAUCGACUCUUCCCAUUAACAACUCUUACGUAGAAUUUUUUUAAAAACUCAUAAAUUCAACAUGUUAUCGCCGUAAUGGCUCCGUAGAUCACAAGAGAAUCAAGAUCCACAGGUUCCUAUCAGAAAAGCGAAACACAAACAUUCGUAUAUGUCCAAUGUAGCAUCAAGGAUCAUUGCCCAAAAGCUAUCGACGACGUGGCAUCGGACAAUUUCUCAUCAUAAUCUAAAUCACCAAGAAAUACCAACUAAUAAUAAUAACAGAAUCGGCCUCAUUGAGAAGAUUAGGAUUAACAACACGGAUUAAUUCAGACAUAUGCUUGUCUUAAUCGAUUUAAUCAUCGGCGCUGAUUCGAAAUAAACAAAAGAAAGAACACAGAACAAAAACAGAGAAAAAUUGGACUCAGAAUAUGGGUGGUGAUAUAACAGAAUGGUCGUCAAAUAAGCUUUUUUACGGCCGAUAUUACGACGAACGAGACCUUUCAAUAUCAAUCGUCACUGUCCGGUGAACAAACAAAAAAAACAAAUUUUACAUGAACAGGGAAGUCUCAGGUAAAGCCAGCGUUUUUGACAUCAAAGUAUAAAAACUCAGACGGUAAUUCCAUAUCUUUAGCAAUAAUCAUCAUCGAUUCUUCCCCAUUAAUCACUACAAAUCGAUUCAAAAACCGUAAAUUUUAAAAUGUAAUCGCCGAAUUGGCUCCGUAGAUCACAAAACAAAUCAAGAUCUACAGGUUCCUAUCAGAAAAGCGAAGCACAAACAUUCGUAUCUGUCCAAUGUAGCACCGAAGAUCAUUGCCUAAAAAAAGCUAUCGACGACGUGGCAUCGGACAAUUUCUAAUCAACAAUAAACCAAUAAUUAGCAAAACCCAUCAGAAACCCGUGUAAAAUCAACCACACAGAAGCGGACACAGAGACGGUGGGAAGUACGGUAAGAUAACCCGGCCGGGCAGUCCGAAACCCGACCCGUAAAAGGAUCCGGGUUAAGGAUCCGAAUACGGCGGAGACGACUGAUCGGGGAAUGGGAUCAAACCGGAUGCAUUCCUCGUUCAGUCUGCUUCUGCGUAUAAAGUGUCAUACGGCACUUCCUAUCUUUUGGGAAUUCUUCUUCAUCGGGCUGCCAAAUUUUCAAAAUCCGAAAGAAAAAAAGAGAUUCAAAAACUGAAAAACUCUGUCGAAAAUCUACAGAAAUAAAAGGUAGAGAAGAAAGUAUGAAGAUAUUUGAGAGAGGAGAAGAGAAGCUCGAUUUAUAUAUAUAGAGUAUACGAGGCGGCGCAAC